CUUGGGCAGGCCUGCUCUCCCAGCUGUGCCUGCACCCCCGCUGGCCAUGGUGGUUUCCAGAGGCCCCCCAGCCCCAGGUGGGGGCUGUCUCAGGAUCGUCACCCCCUUGCUGCUUCUGGCUUCUUCAGCCGCCCUCCGUGCUGCGGAGAUAGCCGCACCCCCAGCCUGCGGGAAGCCCCAGCAGCUGAACCGGAUCGUAGGUGGCGAGGACAGCACCGACGCCCAGUGGCCCUGGGUCGUGAGCAUCCAGAAGAACGGCACCCACCACUGUGCGGGCUCCCUGCUCAGCAGCCGCUGGGUGGUCACGGCUGCCCACUGCUUCAAGGGCAAUCUGAACAAACCAUCUGAGUACUCUGUGCUGCUGGGGACCUGGCAGCUGGGGAACCCUGGCCCCAGGUCCCAGGAGGUGGGGAUCGCCUGGGUGCUGUCCCACCCUGUGUACUCCUGGAGAGAGGGCUCCCGCGCCGACAUCGCCCUGGUGCGCCUGGAGCACUCCGUUCGCUUCUCCGAGCGAAUCCUGCCCAUCUGCCUGCCCGACUCCUCCGUCCACCUCCUUCCCAACACGCGCUGCUGGAUUGCGGGCUGGGGGAGCGUCCGCGAUGGGGUGCCCCUGGCCCAUCCCCAGACCCUGCAGAAGCUGGAGGUCCCCAUCAUCGACUCGGAAAUCUGCAGCCGCCUGUACUGGCGAGGAGCCGGCCAGGAAGCCAUCACCGAGGACAUGCUGUGCGCUGGCUACCUGGAGGGGCAGCGAGAUGCCUGUCUGGUGAGCACCCCACCUUCUUCCCACAUUCGUCCCCCUGAGCUCCACCGCUGCCCACCCCCCCAAAUCAACUGGGACCUGCAAGCCCCCCUAGAUGCCUCCACGUGGCUCGGCCGUCCAUCCGUUGGGCCACACACCAAACAUCCACUGAGCAUCCUGGGUGUACCAGACCCCCUCUCUGGGCCUUCUCUUGAGGGGGCUCCUCGUCCUGGUCCCCAGCACCAGCUCCAGCACUGCGGUGGCGGACAGCAGGCGGGUGUAAGGUUAGCUCCUGGGCUUGGACGCUGUAGGUCCUGCUCACAAUUCCUAUCUGCUGCCCACGGGCGCUGGGCCAGGGGCUGUGAGCGAGGAGGUCCCCCACGGAGAGCUCCUCGCCAGGGGGUACCCCCAAGGCCUGUCCGGCCCAGGCCCCCAGGGGCCUGCUGGAGUUCCAGCACCUCUUCCUCCAGGAGAGAAAUGCACCCGCCCGCCUGCCCCCCAGGGAGCCGCCUGCCACCUGCCCUGUCCGUCUGGGCACUGUCCAGCCCUGGCCCACGUGGGCCCCUGACCUCCCCUCCUCCCCGCAGGGUGACUCCGGGGGCCCCCUCAUGUGCCAGGUAGAGGGCACCUGGCUGCUGGCCGGCAUCAUCAGCUGGGGUGAGGGCUGUGCGGAGCGCGACCGGCCCGGCGUCUACAU
Messenger RNA from Nyctereutes procyonoides (raccoon dog), 1436 nucleotides. RefSeq names its product brain-specific serine protease 4-like. The coding region runs from base 47 to 1360 and encodes 437 amino acids. The transcript has 5 exons. Gene Ontology annotation, biological process: proteolysis. Gene Ontology annotation, molecular function: serine-type endopeptidase activity. Lineage: Eukaryota; Metazoa; Chordata; Mammalia; Carnivora; Canidae. The record is from RefSeq and is a predicted model, not a curated record.